AUGGCCCCAGUCAAGUACUUCCUUGUCGGCGCAGGGCUGCUAGCGUCUGUCAUGGCCGACUACGUCGCCUUCUCAGAAUGGCCUGCGAGUCUGACAGCUGGUCAGCCCGUGACCCUGAAAUGGACCGGAGGUAGCGACGCCCCCGUAACAAUCACCCUCCGCAAAGGCGCCUCCACGGACCUACAAGACGUGCAAGUCCUGAGCAGUGACGCCACAAAAGGCGAAUUCAGCUGGACUCCUCCUGCCGAUCUCCAGAAUGCCGAUGACUACGCUUUCCAGAUUACGCAGGGCGAUGAAAUCAAUUACACUGGUCUAUUGCCGUUGUCUGGCGGCUCGGAUACGCCGAAUGCGAAUGCAUUGGAUAGAACGCAAAGUGAUGCGGAAAAUCUGAGCAAUUCUGCUUCUGCGACUGAUACCGCCGCGUCUAUGACUGAUUCCGCAGCCAGUGCUGCGUCAGCGACUGGAACGACAGGUACGGAUACAAUCACUACCAGCUCAAGCACAGCGGGGACGACUGCACAAUCUACUGCUGCAGCAGUCACUGACACCGCUGCAUCAACAGGGUCGGCCACUGGCACAACGGCUGGKGCUACCGCAAGCGAAGGAUCGAGCGCGACGACGUCAGGGGCAUCAUCAACCGAGACCGCCAAAGCGUCAAAAAUGAACACUCCGUUUGUGGGUUCGCAGAAGGCUACGUCCACGGCCACUUCUUCGUCGAGCGUGCAGACCGGUUCGGCGGGGAGGGKCGGUGUUUCCCUUGCAUUCGUAGCCGGCGCUGCUGGGUUUCUGCUAUUAUUUGUGUAG
Talaromyces amestolkiae is the source of this 804-nucleotide messenger RNA. RefSeq lists its product as uncharacterized. The transcript has 2 exons. The record is from RefSeq and is a predicted model, not a curated record. NCBI's taxonomy places the organism in Eukaryota, Fungi, Ascomycota, Eurotiomycetes, Eurotiales, Trichocomaceae. Bases 1 to 804 code for a protein of 267 amino acids.